This is a messenger RNA of Platichthys flesus (European flounder), 1198 nucleotides long. RefSeq lists its product as uncharacterized. Bases 95 to 604 code for a protein of 169 amino acids. Gene Ontology annotation, cellular component: membrane. The record is from RefSeq and is a predicted model, not a curated record. Lineage: Eukaryota; Metazoa; Chordata; Actinopteri; Pleuronectiformes; Pleuronectidae. The transcript has 4 exons. Gene Ontology annotation, biological process: cell adhesion; tissue regeneration.
UAGCCUGACUUGUUAGUCCUGUCUGCUCGCUCAACAACAGAUACUUCAACUCAGCGCACUUCAUCCAUCACAUCGAGCGUGGAGUCAUCAGAGGAUGGACAGACUAAAUGGACAGGACAUACCUCUGAGUAAAGUGGACGACGUAGAAGCAGUCACAGGGCACUCUGGAAAAGUGUAUCGAGCCAUCAACCUAAACCACUAUGCCACGAAGAAGACUGCAGCUCAGAGCAUGCUGGACGUCGCUCUGCUGAUGGCCAAUUCAUCCCAGCUGAAGAGUGUUCUCUAUGUGGGGACUCAGUACCGCUUCUACCUCCCUCUCAUUGUCCUGCUGUCGAUAUCUAUCACGCUACAAGUCGCAGUGGGGCUGCUGCUCGUCUUUAUUGUAAAGUAUGAUCUGAACGAUGUGAGGAAACACGCCAAAUUGAACCGGAUGAACAACGCAGCGACAGUCUUUGUCUUCUUCACAGUCCUCAUCAACAUCUUCAUCACAGCCCUCGGCUUUGAGGGACAGAUCCUCAGAUCAACAGAACCACGUUUGAUUGCUAUACCAGAGCCUCAGUUUGUCCCUCUGCCCAUUGACGAUAACGUGACUGGUUUCAUUUAGACCAGUCUCUGGACCAUAAUAACACAUCCCCUUGUUCUUGUUCUCAAAGCUUUGCAUUCUUGUGGGCUUUGGAGGGACACUGUAAAGACAUGUAUAGACAUAACUUCCUCAGCUGGAACAAACCGAUGAUUCCUGAAUGGAUUUCAUGGAUCUAAAUGAUUAGGACAGAGAGGCAACUUAGGAUCAAGGCCAUAUAAUAAGAUUUAGCACUUAAUAUUUAAUGGAAUUGGAUACGUUUUAUCUUAGUUUAUUUUGCCAAGGGUUUUGUUAUCAAUUAACAUUGUUAACAUUGAUAAGUGCUAUACAAAUAAAAUUAUUAUAAUUAAUUCCACUCUGCCAAAUACCGACAACCAUAAACCUCAGCCUGAAUACAUUGCCAGUGGCUCAUCAGGCUCUUGGGACAGAUACUAACACUAAUGAACAGUGAUGACACCUUGCUGUCUCAGAAUGCAAAAAAAUGUAUCUGCACAUUUAUGGCAAACUUCUAUCCUGUAAAUAUAACUGCAUUGUAUUGUUUUGUACAAAUGUUAGUGUGGCAUAUUUAAGCCGAUCUAUAGUAUUGAACCAAAUAAAUGUAUUACAUAGACCAGUAAA